Cryptomeria japonica (Japanese cedar) is the source of this 1171-nucleotide messenger RNA. RefSeq names its product zinc finger A20 and AN1 domain-containing stress-associated protein 6. Bases 435 to 899 code for a protein of 154 amino acids. The transcript is spliced from 2 exons. Gene Ontology annotation, molecular function: DNA binding; zinc ion binding. Lineage: Eukaryota; Viridiplantae; Streptophyta; Pinopsida; Cupressales; Cupressaceae. The record is from RefSeq and is a predicted model, not a curated record.
AACGAAAAACAUUUAAAAAAAACAAAGAAAUCGAAUGGGGUUUCGUCUUAUGCGUUUGUGUUUUUGGUGAUUCGACCCGCCGACUGAGCGCAAAAUUUAAGGGGAUUUGGACGAAAUUGUGUAUAUUUUCGUGCAUGUUUUGGCAUUCGGGGGCAUGAAUGGAGAAUCUGACCCUUAAAUGGCAGGGCUUUGCGCUUGCAGUGCAUGGAAUCAGGCAAAUUCAUCGCGAUUUUGGCGUAAAGCUACGAUCAGAUGACAUUUUUUUAUAUGGAAGAGCAAUGGUUUUUGAAUUUGUCUGAGAUUCUGGUGAGUUUUUCGUUAGUGGCUGAUUAUUGAGCUGUUGAGGCUUCGUUUCACUGUAUUUGAGCCGGGGUUGUGGCUGUCUGGAUUCACAGCUUUAAUUUAAGGCAGAGGAAGGAAAUUUUCGGUAAAUAAUGGCUCAAGAUAGUUGGAAUGGGGAGAGCGACGAGAGUGGCUGCCAGCCUCCCGAAGCUCCCCUUCUCUGCGCAAAUGAUUGCGGAUUUUUUGGAAGCCCUGCCACAAUGAAUUAUUGUUCAAAGUGCUACAAGGAUCUUGUGCUGAAGCAGGCUAGGGUUUCGAAAUCAUCUGCCGUUGCGGCUCCUGCUCCUCCGCAAAUUGAAGAUCUUGUUCAGGCGGUGGCAGAGGGAGAGACGUCUUCCGGAGGAGGAGUGCCGCUAAAGACGCCGGCGAAUCGCUGCAAUUGUUGCCGGAAGCGCAUUGGAUUGACAGGCUUCAAGUGCCGCUGUGGUGAAAUGUUUUGCGCCCUCCAUCGCUAUUCAGACAAGCACAAUUGUUCCUACGAUUACCGGAAAGCUGGCCAGGAAGCAAUUGCCAAGGACAAUCCGGUGGUCAAGGCGGAAAAAAUUGAGAAGAUUUGACGAGGAAUUCGAGGGUUUGUUAAUUGUUCAAAACCCUUGAUGUUGAAUCUUAAUUUUAACUUGAUCUCGCAUGGUAUCUUGACAGCCAAUCAUAGUAGACCCUUGUUUCAUCUUCAUUUUUAUUUCACUGCAUCGGAUAUGGUGUAUGCCAUUAUUGGAUACUUCUGUUCUGUUACGCUGAAAAUGGGUUUGUACAGUUAAUUUCAUGUGUUGGGGCCAAUUCCUGUCAUGACAUUUUCGAAUUCUUAAUCUGAUUUUAGUUUGAUUGUGUU